This is a messenger RNA of Brassica napus (rape), 3019 nucleotides long. Its product is annotated as auxin-binding protein 1. Gene Ontology annotation, molecular function: auxin binding. Bases 548 to 1144 code for a protein of 198 amino acids. Lineage: Eukaryota; Viridiplantae; Streptophyta; Magnoliopsida; Brassicales; Brassicaceae. The record is from RefSeq and is a predicted model, not a curated record. The transcript has 6 exons.
CAUAGUAUUUAAUUAUAUAAGUUCGAUUGCAGAUUAUUCAAUUUUUAUUAUAUUCUGCUUAAAAUUAAAUUGUAUUUUAGUUUGGUACUAAAUAAUUUUGGUUGGAUAUAAUUCGAGUUUAGAUAAAAUAUUAUAAAUAUAUUAAACUCAUUUUACAACAUAUUUUUUAAUAAAUAUAAUUCAAAUAUUUAUAUUAUACGUACCAAUAAUGUUUAAUAUUUUAAAAUAUUUUAUAUAAUAUAGUAAGGAUAAAUUUUUUCCUUUUAGAAAUAAAUUCUAAAAUAAAAUUGUAUGUUCCAGAUAGAAAUUAUAACAUGUAUUAUCAUAUUAGUUUAAACUUCAAAAUUAUAAGUAAUGAUUAAGAUAAAUAAUAAUAAUUUAAGAUUAUUUUAUAAGUAUUGGUUUCAACUUCUUUUAAAGUAUUGGGGUUUAUGUAGAAAUAUACAAAGUUACGGGCCUAUUUCGAAGCAUCUUUAUCUUUAAUAAGUUCGGAGAGUUCUAAAGAGAGAAAAAAAAACUGUUAGACGAAGCAUCGAGAGAUAUAGCAAUGAUCCUACUUUCGGUUAGUUCCUCUUCAUCAUCUCCCAUCGCCGCCGUCUUCUCCGUCGCGCUUCUUCUGUUCUACUUCUCUGAAGCUACUCUAGGAGCUCCUUGUCCGAUCAAUGGUUUGCCAAUAGUGAGGAAUAUAAGUGAACUUCCUCAGGAUAACUAUGGAAGGCCAGGCCUUUCUCACAUGACUGUUGCUGGCUCAGUGUUGCACGGAAUGAAAGAGGUUGAGAUAUGGCUUCAGACGUUUGCUCCAGGCUCAGGUACACCGAUUCACAGGCACUCCUGUGAAGAGGUUUUCGUUGUCCUAAAGGGAAGUGGUACUCUGUAUCUUGCGGAAACACAUGGAAGUUUCCCUGGGAAACCAAUUGAGUUUCCAGUCUUUGCCAACAGUACUAUUCAUAUUCCCAUCAAUGAUGCUCAUCAGGUCAAGAACACUGGUCAAGAGGACCUGCAGGUGUUGGUUAUUAUAUCUCGGCCGCCUAUUAAAGUCUUUACCUACGAUGACUGGUUUAUGCCACACACUGCUGCGAGGUUAAAGUUCCCUUACUACUGGGAUGAGCAAUGCCUCCAAGAAUCGCAAAAAGACGAGCUUUAAUAAAAAAGCUGUGAAGCUAUAAAGGAAUGAGAAUACUACUGCAACAUAGUUAUGUUCGAGUGUUUGUACGGUGGUCAUCGGGUAACACUUCCUGGAAAAAUCUCAAUUGUAUCUCCCUGAGCAACACGGUUCCAACGGAAUGACUGCUUCUCGUAUAAAAUAUGUGUUUUGUGUAUAAAGAAGUACCCUCCUUCAGGGAGAAGUAACUGAGACCACUGCUGCAUCUUAGCCAGCUCUGUCCUCAGUACUUCAACGUUCUCGCUGGGGUUCACCUCCACAGGAAACUUCAUCGCAGGUGUAUCAUUAACGGGAAAUGACAACACCAUCACUGUCAGAAGAUUCUUGGCCCUUUUGUUUCUGCUGCUCUCAGGCGAAUCUGGAAUGUUAAUCACGUGUCUGAUCGACCUCGUAGGUGUCUGGGUCUGAACCACUUGACUCACAGGCAAAUAUUGAUCGCUGAUCCUAUGUUCUUGGGUUGUACUCGCAGGCCAGUGACUUUGAGUGUUACUGAAAAGUUCUGUUGGCAAAGGAAGAUCCUCUCCGAAUGUGUUUGACGUAGAAGAUGGCCCACUUUGAAACACAUCUUGAUUCUUGUCCUGUCUCGCCAUCGCAGACCCUGCCAGAGAUUGCUCCGGUUGAUCAAGCAUCUGAAAGAAGAUGCUCCUCUCCACCGCAGACCAAUCUUGAUACUCUCCGAGAGAAGCUUGAACCGACGUUGACUGAGCUAGAGAUUGCUCUGUUGGCUGAAGCAUUUGGUUGUUGUCCUCAUCGAACAAGAAGUCUCCAAAUAUGUUUGACGUAGAAGAUGAUGACUCUCUUUGAAGCCAAUCUUCUUGACGGACGUUGUUGUUUAUCCACGACGGUUCUUGAACACUAACGUUUCCUUCCGUUGCCGCAGGCCAUUCUUGAGUGCCAAAGACCUCAUCAAUUGACCAUGAUGGUACUAGAGAUCUCUCGAGUUGAUGAAGCACUUGAUCCUGAUCGUCGUUGCUCUUGUCCAUCACGUUCGAAUCUUGAUUCUUUUCAGGCGAAUCUUCAAUGUUAGUGACAUCUUUAUCCGAAGUUGACGCCGGAGCUGGAGAUUGCUGCAUUUGCUCAAGCAUUAGACUGAUGUUGUAACGUGAAAGGGGGAAGAAUGCUUCAUCUUCAAAUAUGUUUGACGUAGAAGAAGAUGACUCUCUUGGAAGCCAAUCUUGAUAGUUAUCGUAUCUCCACGACGGUUCUUGAACACUAUCGUUUUCUUCCGUUGCCAUAAGCCAUUCUUCAAGGGAAGAGAGCUCAUCAACUGAACAUGAUGGUGGUGGUACUAGAGGUUUCUCGGUUUGAUGGAGAACCAGACUCGAAUCUUGAUUCUUUUCAGGCGAGUCUUCAAUGAUAAUGACAUCUUUAACCGACGUUGAAGCCGGAGCUGGAGGUUGCUCUUUUUGCUGUAGCGCUCGACGGAGGUCGUGACGUAGACGUGAACGGCAGAAGUAUAACUCGAGACGUGAUUUGUUGAAGAUCUUGCAUUGCGUGAGAGUGAGAGAGUCUCGAUCUGCCAAUAGAAUCUUGCCUUUGAAGAAAAUGGUUUGGUUGGAAACAGAGAUGCGUUUGGUCUUUUCGAUCUUUUGUUUCAUCUCUAGAACUGUGUUUGAGGGAUCUAGUUCAAUGGAGAAUAGCAUGACUUUCCUGUGGUAGAAGAACAACUUCAUAACUGUAUCAAUGGUGGAGACUGGUGAAGAAGAGAGUAAAGAGAGGGAGCGGGAGAGCGAAAGCGAGGAAAGUGAUUUGACUUGUGACGCAAGUUUUUAAAUUACCUUCUUUCGUUAGGAUAAAAGGCGGAGUUUUGUUUUUUAAAGAGAUCCGACACCAUAAACCCGAAGUAUUGACCCGUCU